Molecule: messenger RNA, 1143 nt
Organism: Neoarthrinium moseri
Lineage: Eukaryota; Fungi; Ascomycota; Sordariomycetes; Amphisphaeriales; Apiosporaceae
Exons: 5
Coding region: 1-1143 (380 amino acids)
Cellular component (GO): cytoplasm
Source: RefSeq, a predicted model, not a curated record
AUGGACGUUGAUGACGAUAUGCCCCCGGAGCUGGUCGAAACUGGCCAGGGUGGGGAUGAAGGCGACGAGCCCGUAGAAAAGCCAGUCAAAGUGCCCAUUACCAUUGUCACAGGAUAUCUGGGCGCGGGAAAAACCACUUUAUUGAACUACAUCCUGACGGCUCAACAUGGCAAGAAGAUUGCCGUCAUCAUGAAUGAGUUCGGUGACUCUCUGGACAUUGAGAAAUCACUCACGGUGAACAAGGGCGACGAGCAAGUCGAAGAAUGGCUAGAGGUAGGCAACGGCUGCAUCUGCUGUUCCGUCAAGGACACGGGUGUCAAUGCGAUUGAGUCUCUCAUGGAGAAGAAAGGCGCCUUCGACUAUAUUCUCCUCGAGACGACAGGCCUGGCAGACCCUGGCAACCUAGCCCCUCUGUUCUGGGUUGACGACGGCCUGGGGAGCACCAUCUAUCUGGAUGGCAUUGUCACUCUGGUAGAUGCCAAGAACAUCCUGCGCAGCCUGGAUGACCCCGCUGGCAAGGUCGAAGGACAUGACGACCACGGCCACGGGCCGCUCAUGACGACAGCCCACGUCCAGAUCUCGCAUGCCGACGUCGUUGUUAUCAACAAGUCGGACCUGGUGGACGCCGCCCAGCUGGACCAGGUAAAAGCCCGCAUACAGGCGAUCAACGGCCUGGCCAAGCUUCACAUCACGACGCAGAGCGCCGUGCCGGACCUGGAGGGGUUCUUGCUAGAUUUACACGCCUACGACCAAGUAGACAAGCUGGACACGGCCGGGAAGGGCCACAGCCACCUCGACCCGACCAUCUCGACGGUGGCCAUCGACGUCCCGCUGCUGGAACCAGGGCAACUCGCCAAGGUGGACGGCUGGCUACGGGCUGUCCUGUGGGAGAGUGAGGUGCCUGGUGUCGACACGAAGGAAGACGAAGCAGUAGAGGUUCACCGGUCCAAGGCGCGGCUGGCCUUUACGAACGGCGACAUCAAGAUGGUGCAGGGGGUUCGUGAGGUGUUUGAAGUGUUUGAUGCGCCGAAUGGGUCGGCCGGAGAAGGCGGGAGUUCACGGUCAGGGAAAAUCGUGCUCAUUGGGAGGCAGCUGCGUGAGGCCGAGUUGCAGCGCAGCUUUCUGGCGACGAUACAGGCAUAG